Molecule: messenger RNA, 1632 nt
Organism: Camelina sativa (false flax)
Lineage: Eukaryota; Viridiplantae; Streptophyta; Magnoliopsida; Brassicales; Brassicaceae
Source: RefSeq, a predicted model, not a curated record
AUGAUGAUAACUCGUUUGCAUGUUUUGUUCUGUUGUGUCUUUGUCCCCAUCUUCUUGAUUAAUACCAUUGUUUCUCUCCAAUUUCCUCUUCCUGAACAAAUUGAGAUCCUUCUGGCUUUCAAGGAUGAGUUUCCAUCCCCAACCUGCAACCAUACGGUGCUAAACUCUUGGACCAGAAGCACUCCCCAAAAUAGUACAAACUCAUUUGAUGGGGUUGUAUUUGACAACAAGACCGGUGUAGUGACGGAUCUACACCUUGAUGACGCAUGUCUCCGUGGCACCAUCGAGCCUAAUAGUAGCCUCUUUAAACUCCACCACCUCAGGUAUCUCGAUCUCUCUUACAACAACUUUUACCUCUCCUCUUUCCCCUCUGAGUUUGGCAGACUCGCCAACUUAGAGGUCUUGAACUUUCGCUAUGUUGGCUUGGUCGGCGAAGUUCCAUCAUCAAUUCAAAACCUAAGCCGCCUUACCGUCUUGGACCUUUCUAAUAACAAGCUCCGUGGUGGUUUUCCCCUUGUGUAUAAUUUAACCAAGCUUUCUUUUUUAGACCUUUCCAAUAAUAACUUUUCGGGAACCAUUCCUUCUUCUCUAUUCACCAUGCCUUCACUGUUAGAACUUGAUUUGAGCCAAAACCAUCUCAGAGACCGCCUUGAAAAUCUGAAUUCUUCUUCAUCAUCUAAGCUUAAAAGUUUAUAUCUUGGCAGAAACCUUUUUAGUGGUCGAAUACUAGAUCCCAUCUCAAGAUUAGUCAAGCUCACGUAUUUAGACCUGUCUUUUCUCACCAUACUCAACCCAAUCAACAUUGUUUCCUUGCCACUCAAGUCUCUAGAGUAUUUGGAUCUAUCCGGGAUUACUCUGUCAAGGAUUAAUACUACCACUUCAGAUCAUGCCUUGACAAAUCUGAUCGGAUUGUACUUAUCGAGUUGCACGCUGGUUGAGUUCCCCGAAAUUUUGAAGACUCUACCAAACUUGCAGGAAUUAGACAUUUCCAACAAUAAGCUCAAAGGAAAGGUGCCUAGGUGGUUAUGGGAUCUGCCUUUGACCAAAGUAUCUCUGUCAAACAACUCCCUUGAUGGUUUUGAAGGUUCGCGAGAGGUGGUCCUCCCUUCGUCUCUUGUAAUGUUAGACUUGAGUUCAAACGCCUUUGGAGGACCUUUUCCUAUUCUUCCACCAACCAUUGACUUUCUGAUUGCAUCGAAAAAUAAUUUCACAGGAGACUUGCCUCUUUCAUUGUGCAAUCCAAGGAAGCUAACAGUCCUUGAUCUAUCGCACAACAGUUUCAGUGGUCCAAUCCCCCAAUGCUUGGGUGAUAUAGUUGAGGGUAUCUUGAAUCUCAGGCAUAACAACCUCAAUGGGAUGCUUCCCGAUAUAUUCUGCACAAGUGGCUCCUCACUAAUUACACUUGACGUGAGCAAGAAUCAAAUAACAGGGAAGCUUCCAAGGUCUCUUGCAAAAUGCAAUAGACUAAAGCUUCUUAACGUGGAGAACAAUAUGAUCACUGACACCUUUCCUUUCUGGUUGAAGGCUUUGCCGCUUCUGCAAGUAAUUGUCCUAGGAUCAAACAGAUUCUAUGGUUCUAUAUCUUCUCCACAAGAUGAUCCUCUACCAUUCUCAAAACUGCAGAUCAUUUGA